This is a messenger RNA of Tachysurus fulvidraco (yellow catfish), 1502 nucleotides long. It is a transcript of the gene tha1, whose product is annotated as threonine aldolase 1. Lineage: Eukaryota; Metazoa; Chordata; Actinopteri; Siluriformes; Bagridae. The record is from RefSeq and is a predicted model, not a curated record. Gene Ontology annotation, molecular function: L-allo-threonine aldolase activity. Bases 162 to 1427 code for a protein of 421 amino acids. Gene Ontology annotation, cellular component: cytosol. The transcript is spliced from 7 exons. Gene Ontology annotation, biological process: L-threonine catabolic process; glycine biosynthetic process.
CAAUCUGUCGAGGAUCUGAAACCGUUAUUAUCGAUGAUUCACGCUCCAUUGUGCAUGUCUUGAUUUUUAAACGGUGUGGUAGUGAAUGAUUACUCAAUGUAGCAACACAAAGUGCAAGUGUUUGGGACAGAGUAGAUUUUGUUCUGUAACCUUUCUAUAAGAUGUCCGUUUUAGUUCGGUCUGUGGUGCGUUGUGUAACAUUCCGCCGGGUCUCAGAGCGAAUCCGACAUUAUGGUGGUUCUUUGCAUGCAGCGGAUCAGGUCAGUUUUUACCACCAGAGCAGCAGCUCGGUGAAUCGGGGCUCCGCGCGCUGGCACACGGUGGAUCUGCGCAGUGACACGGUGACUGAGCCUGGAGAAGCCAUGCGCAAUGCCAUGGCACAGGCCAGGGUCGGUGAUGAUGUGUUCGGUGAAGACCCCACCGUUAAUGAACUGCAGAAAGUGGCAGCUGAUAUGUUUUGCAUGGAAGCAGCUUUGUUUGUACCCACAGGAACCAUGGGCAAUUUGAUUGCUGUCAUGGUGCACUGCAGAGAGAGGGGGGAUGAGAUGAUACUGGGAGAUCUCUCUCAUCUGCACAUCUAUGAGCAGGGAGGGAGUGCACAGCUUGCUGGUGUACACUCCAGGACACUCACGAAUCUAGCUGAUGGAACGUUUGACCUGGAGCAGCUGGAAUCAAAGAUCCGCCAUGGCUACCCCGAUGCACACUAUCCCCGCUCACGGCUGGUUUGUGUAGAAAACACACACAAUAUCAUGGGUGGACGUGUUCUCCCUGUCUCCUUCCUACAGCAGGUGCGCUCUGUAGCAGAUAAGUACGGACUUGCUGUACAUAUGGAUGGUGCUAGGUUGAUGAAUGCAGCAGUGGCACUGGGUGUGCAUCCCUCUGUCAUACUCAAACACUGCCACACGGUCAGUGUGUGUCUAUCUAAGGGUUUAGGAGCACCUGCUGGAACCAUGCUUGCUGGGUCUAUAGAGUUCAUCCAGAGAGCACUGCGUGCUCGUAAAGCGCUGGGAGGUGGAAUGCGUCAGUCAGGCAUUUUAGCUGCAGCUGGAAAGAUCGCCCUUGUGGACAUGAUAGCUAGACUGGAGGAGGACCACAGAAAUGCCAGAACCUUUGCCAAAGCUCUUACCCAGUGUGAUCCUCCUUUUUACCAUGUGGACAUGUCUUCUGUUGAAACAAACAUAGUACGCUUCGCUUUGCGAGUUCCUGGGUUGAGUCCAACACGUUUCUGUGAGCUGAUGGAGGAGGUGAGCGAGGAGGAGAUUGCCGCUCUGAACCAGGGAGUACGAGUGCUCAUGUUCCCUCAUGUCGGGGGUACAGUGAGAGCUGUGUGGCACCUCAACGUCAGUGAGCAGGACACCCAGCUAGCUAUAAAGAAAGCCCAGUUUGUGGCCCAAAAGUUUGGGUUGAAAUCAGCAAGAAACAGAUGAAAGCAAGUGCAAAAUCAUCAAUCAUCAUCAAUGUCUACUUUAAUCAUAAAGUGUUGCAAGACAUUUUUAACCAAA